Molecule: messenger RNA, 3855 nt
Organism: Tympanuchus pallidicinctus (lesser prairie-chicken)
Lineage: Eukaryota; Metazoa; Chordata; Aves; Galliformes; Phasianidae
Gene: TIMP4
Product: TIMP metallopeptidase inhibitor 4
Exons: 12
Coding region: 803-1519 (238 amino acids)
Biological process (GO): negative regulation of membrane protein ectodomain proteolysis; negative regulation of endopeptidase activity
Cellular component (GO): extracellular matrix
Molecular function (GO): metalloendopeptidase inhibitor activity; protease binding
Source: RefSeq, a predicted model, not a curated record
GCCGUGAAGUUACAACACCACAGGAACUUGCACUCUCCAGUUGUAGAAUACCCUGGAGAGAAAUGACACCAGGAAGAUUACAAAACGCCCCUGCAGACCUGAGGCAUACCAUCAAGACACAGCAUAUUUCAACACGGCAUCUCACUUGUUGCAGGCUCGUAAGGGCUCCCUGACUCGCUGCGGUUGAGAAAUCGAACAAAAAAAAAGGGGAAAAAAGAAGAAGAAGAAAAAAAAAAAAACAACGCAAAAGCCAAACCUCUUUUCAUUCAUUAAGCGCAUCGGCCAGCUCACUCCUCUCUGCGCUGCGUGUAGUCGCUCACCUCACGUCAGUUUGUGUCCCGCUGUGACAGGAGUAAAUGCUUUUCUGAAAAGAUUCUUAGCGGUGACGGAGAUGGUAAAACAAAGACUGCAGUGAAACCUGUUUUCUCCCAGAAAAAGAUGAUCGGAAGAAGGAUGAUUCUGUGAAACUGAAGGCAUUUGUCAAGGACUGCGACUUGCUGCAAGACAAAAACGCAACAUGUUUGACCAACUGCUUCUUUUGUGAAGAAGAAACACUCUUGUUAAAAAAUUAUGAAUUUGCCAUGGCUGAAUAAUACAGCAGCCUCAAGACUUUUCAUAUAUUUGGAUAAACAUUGUGUAUGAUACAGCUGUGUUACUGAACUGAAAGUGUACCAGCUCCAUGGAUUUCCUUCAAAUUCCCAUUACAGCUACUUGGUACCUGCAAACUGGAAUGUCAUCUCAAGAAAAUGCACAGAAGUGUGGGGGAAGACCAAGGACUGCAAAUGAAAACAGAGUUUAAUAAAUGACAGCUGUUUACUUGACCGGAAUAGAGAAGAUAGCAGAUUUAUUUUGUCAAUUCAGGCUGGACGAAGAUUUACUACAAAAAGUGCUUCUGCUGCUGACCCACAGAAUUCAGGAGCUGGUGGAGGCGUGCAGCUGUGCCCCUGCUCAUCCGCAGCAGCUCAUCUGCGAUUCUGCUUUAGUGAUUCGAGCAAAAAUAUCCAGUGAAAAGGUGGUUCCUGCCAGUGAUGAUCCUCUCGAUACCCACAAAAUGAUCCGGUAUGAAAUCAAACAAAUAAAGAUGUUUAAAGGAUUUGAAAAGCUCAAGGAUGUCCAAUAUGUCUAUACUCCCUUUGAUUCAUCACUCUGUGGAGUGAAACUAGAAGCAAACAACAAAAAACAGUACCUUUUGACAGGCCAGAUUUUAAAUGACGGUAAAGUCCUCAUCCAUUUAUGCAACUACAUUGAACCAUGGGAUGAUUUAUCCUUGUCUCAAAAGAAGAGUCUUAAUCAGAGAUAUCAAAUGGGCUGUGGCUGCAAAAUUACUACCUGCUACAUGGUGCCCUGCUCAAUCACUGCACCAAAUGAGUGCCUCUGGACAGACUGGCUGAUAGAAAGAAAGCUAUACGGGCACCAAGCCAAGCAUUACGCCUGUAUCAAGAGAAGUGAUGGCACUUGCAGCUGGUACCGAGGUGGCCCUCCCCCAGAGAAAGAGUUUAUUGACAUCAGCGAACCUUAAAGUGAUCACUUCCUAAAAAGCCUUGGAGUCUAAUUCCAUCAAAAAUUGCACGCUCACAGCUUUGAACUGCUAUCGUCUAAUGUAUCCACUGCUUAGAAACAAAAACAAAUUGUCCUGUAAAGCUAAAGUACGAGUCUUUGGAAUUGGCACUCAGGCAAGAAGAGGAACAAAUCUCCCUGGAGAUAGCUACUCCUUAAGUCCUGCUUUGUACAGAGAGGCUCAAACUGAGAAUGCUGCUCUGUGUUUUAUAAGGCAUAACAAGUUUCCUUUUUUUACCAAUAUGAAUGUAUGAGAACAUAAGAAUGGUCAGAAAUCUGUCCCUAUUUCUGCUAACCUACAGAUGGAAAGAGCUCCACAUUUUGUUUCAAAUCAUUCUGAUGAACUAAUGAAUGUCUUAUAGAACUAUUUUUUUCCCAUAUGAAAGUCUUCUGAUACAAAAGAAUUACUGUACAGUGUAUAUGUAAAGUAUUUUAACAAUCUGCUAUAAAAGAUUCAAAAAUCCUUGUUUUCUCCUUACCUUUUCAAACAAGUUGAACACUUUUGUGAUUAAAACAAUCUAUGCUCCACAUUGUUUGUUAAUUAUGUCACAGAUUUCUUUAACUACCGAGUUGUAACAUUCACUGAUAAUUAAGUUAAAACACAAACUCAAUAAUCAAAAUCCCAAUAUCCAACUCAAUAUUCUACAAGGUGUAGCUAGUCCAUAGGAAAGUAAAGGCAGAUGUUCUAAUGCUUCAGCAUUGUAUGGAAUCAACACAAAUAAGAACAGGUGAAAACUGCUUACACGUUUACAGAAACCACGUCCAUCAUCACUGCAGCUGUAGUAAUUAAUAGUGCCUCUCUAAUUAUGUGACUAGAGCAAUUUAUUUCAGCACUGUUAAAGCUUUGGCUUCAGAAACUCACAUGAAAGUAAAUGCACAAAUAUUUAAUAACAUACACUGCAAGAGAUUUCUAAAAAGCUCUCAAAUAUUUGACCAUAUUUAAUUAUAAAUUAAAUUUACAUUAAUGUUUUUUCAUUCAUGAAUGUUCAUUGUAAUCUGUCAUAAUGAGCUUGGCAACUUGUGAUCUUAUCCUAGAGUUACAAUAGUUUGCCUUCAAUUUUUGGGGGGGCUUUAACUAUUAAGAACUGAUUGCUGUAGUUAGUAGCCAUUCUCACACAUACAUAAGUUUACGAAAGCAUCUCAAUUCACAGUGGUAAAACUGCAGAAGUUAUGUCAUUCAGAGCCAAAGUUUAGACCGCUGUUCAAGCAGUGCUCGUGUUCUAGAAACUGGAUGAGAACCAUGAUCCAUGUUAUGCAUCCUACGUUUUAGUCUAAUUUUCUUUACUGGGUUUCUUGAAAAUCAUUCCUAUUUUGCCUAAGGAUUACCCUCUCAUAUUACUCAAAUAGGAAUUUAGAACUGCAAACAUUGCAAAACCAACAGGAACACUCAGCAUUAUUCCUUUGAGGGAGAGUUGCCUAUGUCCCUUAGUAGGGACAUAAAUGUUGCCUGUCAUUUUUAUUUACAGUCCUAAAUUAAAACAUCAUACAUUUGUGUUGCCAAAUACAACGCCGAUUUAGUUUUCUGUUUUGCUGAAGCCAAACAAAAAAUUACCAGUUGGGCAGUUUCAGCCACUGACACACGUGUGCACACAACUACUUACCUAAGGGAAAUAUGAAGGCCACCCCUCUUCCGACUGAUAGUGCAAAGACAACAUUGGCAGUGCUAAUUGCUGCCAGUGCUGUGCAUUUAUAUUAACAGUUCACAGACAGAUUGGAAAAAAGAGAAAAAAACAACAACAAAAAAACCAGGCAUAAAUUCUUCCUGUCAAGCCAAAACAAUUCAUAGACAAGUCUGGAAAAGAACCUCAAUAACUAUACAAGGUCCAAAUCAAGCACAUGGCUAGUUAAUAUUUCACACAUGGACAGUAUAGCAUUUGUUUCCUAAAGUAUUUUGAUGUAAUGGUGCAUUUUGAAUAUCACUCAGCAGAAAACAGAUAAUUUCUGCUUUUAAAUGAAACAUAGUUCUAUUUCUUUUUCAGUUUUAUAGUAAGUAGACCUUAAACUGAACUAACCAAACUCUCAUUGUCUUCUUUGUAGACAUUGUAAAAAUAAAUGUUUUCCUUGGUAUUUAUGAACAAACUAUAACAUGAAUUGUAUGUUAUAAUGAGUUUUUAAAAUGUUUUAUAUUUGAUCUGCCAUAAAGUAUCCAAUAUGAAGUAUUUCAAAAUUACUGGCUGUCCAGUUUGAUUUCUGUCUGAACUGAAAUCUUGCCACACUUCCCAUAAUGGAUGAUAAAAAAGAUGUUGGUUUUUUUUCAUAUCAAUAAAUAUUUCAAGAAAAGAUUUUAAGAAAACCAAA